Molecule: messenger RNA, 3358 nt
Organism: Danio aesculapii
Lineage: Eukaryota; Metazoa; Chordata; Actinopteri; Cypriniformes; Danionidae
Gene: ccnk
Product: cyclin K
Exons: 11
Coding region: 176-1798 (540 amino acids)
Biological process (GO): positive regulation of DNA-templated transcription, elongation; regulation of transcription by RNA polymerase II
Cellular component (GO): nucleus; cyclin/CDK positive transcription elongation factor complex
Molecular function (GO): cyclin-dependent protein serine/threonine kinase activator activity
Source: RefSeq, a predicted model, not a curated record
ACGUGCCGUAAAUGGCUGCCUCCAUGUCAUGAAUGUGAGACCGACAAAGAUUAACGUUUUAUUUGCCUCCCUAAAUUACUGACGACGUAAACGUGCCAAAUAUCGCAAAGCCUUUUGCAGUACAGACCUGCGACAGACUGAUUGCAGUUUGGCAUCAGCCGUCACUUUCAUCCAAAUGAAGGACGGCAAGGAGAACUCCAACGCCACCUUUGGAAGCUUCACCACAAAUCUGGACCACACCAAGCCAUGCUGGUACUGGGACAAAAAGGAUCUGGCCCAUACGCCGUCCCAGUCAGACAGCCUUGACCCAGCCACAGAAGCUCGGUACAGACGAGAGGGAGCCAGGUUCAUCUUUGAUGUCGGAACACGUUUGGGACUACAUUAUGACACCCUGGCGACUGGAAUAACAUACUUUCAUCGGUUUUACAUGUUUCAUUCUUUCAAACAGUUCCCCAGAUAUGUUACCGGGGCUUGUUGUCUUUUUCUGGCUGGUAAAGUGGAAGAAACCCCCAAGAAGUGCAAAGACAUCAUUAAAACUGCUCGCAGUCUGCUCAACGAUGUGCAGUUUGCACAGUUUGGAGAUGACCCAAAGGAGGAGGUCAUGGUGUUGGAGAGAAUUUUACUCCAGACAAUCAAGUUUGAUUUACAAGUUGAACACCCCUACCAGUUUCUGCUGCGCUACGCUAAACAGCUGAAAGGUGACAAGAACAAAGUUCAGAAGCUUGUACAGAUGGCGUGGACAUUUGUCAAUGACAGCCUCUGCACAAUGCUGUCGCUUCAGUGGGAGCCAGAGAUCAUAGCAGUAGCGGUGAUGUACCUUGCUGGCCGUCUUUGCAAGUUUGACAUUCAGGAGUGGACUUCUAAGCAGUCGUCUCGCCGCUGGUGGGAGCAGUUUGUACAGGACGUCCCAGUGGAGUUACUGGAAGAUAUCUGCCACCAGAUACUGGAUUUGUACUCUCAGGGUAAGCAGCCGAUCCCCCAGCAGCCUCAGAUGCAGGACAAAGAGAAACCGCCACCCCCUCCUGCUGCUCCACCCAGCCAAUCAGGGGUGCAGAACCCACCCUCUCAACCUCCCUCCAAGAAAAACUCCCCCCAGGCCAGCCCUCCUGCCAAGAUUAAACGCCAACAUGUCUCUCCUAAAGAUGAACCUAAAGCUCCAGCAGAACAAGUUGGCUCUAAGAUACCACGUCUGGAGAGUCCCAUGCCACCUCUUCCUGUUUCUCAACCCCCUGAACGCAAGACUCAAUCUGCCAUCCCAGCACCUCCUGCUGAAGCCGAACCAGCCACGUCAUCAGAACUGGACCCAGCACAAGGACCUGCUCCUCCUCUGCCUCACGGAGCCCCUCCCCCUCUACCGCACCGCCCACCGCCCCCUCCACCCUCCAGCUACAUCAUGGGCAUGUCCACAUCUAGUUCCUACAUGUCGGGGGAGGGGUUUCAGAGUCUGCAGUCUAUGAUGAAGACCGAAGGGCCCUCCUAUGCACCCAUGCCCCCUUCAUACGGGAUAACGUAUCACCCACACGUCUAUGGGCAUGCAAACCCUCCACCUCCAGGUCCUCCGCCUCCUGCCAAUUACCCUCCUCCCAAUCUACCCCCGCCCACCCCAGCUUACCCUCCUCCAGGCUACAACCCCAGCUAUCCACCUCCACCCCCGCGCAUGCCACCAGGGCACAACGUGCCCCCACCGGGAAUGGGUUUACCGCCUGCUGGGUACCCUCCUCCUCCUGUCCCGCCUGGCCAGCCUCAGCUGCCGCCCCACGCCAUCACAGGAAUGAACAGAGGGGCAUGGAUGAGAUGAGAUGAGAUGAGAAGAUAAGACACGUGCCUGUGUACUAUACACGAAGAGUUCACAUCCAAAACCGACUGAUAUGUUCUAAAAUUAGCAUUUUUUUCUCAUCCUCCUGUCUGUUGGUUCAAUUAUUUCACUUUCAUGGUAAUCAAGAGUUUCCUUUUAUUGUAUUGAAAGUGAAAUAAGUGAAGAUAAACAGAGAAAGCUCAGAAAAAUGAUCAUUUUAGAUGCCAAUUAGAGGUUUUAGCAUCUGAACUCUACACCGUCAGGUUUCUAUGUAUUCUGAUGCUAGUUUUACAGGAAGGUAGAGACAUUUCUGCUUAAAUUGGAGUGUCAGGAAGUCUAUGAAAUACAACAGGCUUCCACUUGGGUUCAGGGUUUUACCGAUCUGUAGACUUCAUCUCCACUGAUCUGAUUUAAAAGGAUAAUUCAUCACUAAAAUGAAAAAUUGUCUUGUAUAUCUACUCAUCCUCCUGCUGAAGGGACAGUUCAUCCAUGAAUGUAACUUUUUUAACAUAAGGGUUGAUUAAUUUAAAUUUGUGGGUGAACUGUCCCUUUAAGUCUAACAAUAGCACAGACAAUGUGAAUCAAAUUUAAGAUGUUUUCAGUUUUAAAUGCUCUCACACUAGGAUGUUUUUUUGGAUUAGAGUGCACAAGUAGAUGCAUAAAUAGAUCUGACAGUAGGUAAAGAUUCAGAUUUUUUUGGUCGUUAGACUUGUAAGGCUUGCAUAGUGACAGCAUGUGCCGCUUUAUUUACAAUUAUUGUCUGUGCAUAUAAAAUUGUCACUAUUUACUCUCUCGAGUGUUUCCAAACCCCUAUGAUUUUCUUUCUUCUGUUGAACACCAAAUAAUUUAUUUAGAUGAUGUUAGAAAUUGUGUACUUCCAUAGUAUUUAUUUCUCUUACUUAUGGAAGUCAGUGGUUACCCGGUUAAGUGAAGGGUGAGUAAAUGACAGACCAGACAUUUUCAGUUUUGGGUGAACCAUCCCUUUAAAUUCAUUCGCAUCACCACUUGCAUUCCAAAUACCUUUCUAUGAAUGAAUUAUGAAUUCUUCAUUGUACAUAUGGUUUAUUCUGUAUUAUCUUAUCUUUAGAGUGUGUUUGUUUUUUGUUCGUUUGUUAUUUUCCCAGUCUUGUGUUCCUCUGGCUUACUUUUUAGUUAGUUUGUUUCAGACUUGUUAUUAUUAUUUCCUUAGCAAGAUUGGGAAAACGUCCCACAAAUCUUCCUUAGCAGUAUGUAAUUCAGAUGCAUCUCUGGCAUCUUUGACUGACCUGAGAUCAGGUGCAUUGAUUGGGCAUGUUGGUUUCAUAGUUUCCCAUAUGUGCCUUAGUUUGGUUUAUAGUUGAUUGGUGAGCGACUCUCUGUGCUUAACUAGUUUGUGUUUAACUGUUGAUUCUUUUAGGCUGAUAAUAAAAAAAAUGUGCAUUUGCUAAAUUGUGUCGUGUGUUACUGUUGAGUUUUACCAUUUUGGAAUCCAUUCAGCCGCUAUCCAAGUCUGGCGGGAGCAGAUUUAGCUUAGCUUAGCCUAGCAUCAUUGAAUCAGAUUUUACCAUUAGCUUCUUGCUAUGA